UAGAGUCUCGGAAUGUUGUUUUUCUGAAAGUGUACCGAGUAUUCUUAUUUAUAAUAAAUGUAAUUAAUAAAUCUAAUGGUUGAGUGAAUUAAAGUUAUUGUUGUAACUUACCAAAUACACAAAUAAAUGUAAAUGUACAUUGUUAUCUGAUAGUUGCACAAGCGUAUCAGACUUCAUAAAUUACAUUCGAUUAAAUAUUAUAUACAUAUACUGAUCCUUACGUUCCUUCACGAUCGAUUUAUAUUCCAUCGAAAUGACAAAUCUUAAUGUGAGCAACAGCAGUACAGACAGUAGUUCUGGGUCGAGUUCUGAUUCCAGCAGCAGUGCUUCCAGUUCAACCAGCUCAGGUUCAGGCUCUAGUAGCUCGGACUCUGAAUCAUCAGCAUCAGAUGUCCAAACAACUACAGCAGCUUCCAAGUCUCCAAAAGUUACACCUACUGAUGAACCGAAAAAGAAAGACGAGCUCAAACAGAGAAGAUCAUCUAAAUCCAAAAUCAUAUCUUCAAGUGAUGACGACAUUCCUAAAAUACCUAGUCCUAAACCUAUUGCCAGAAGAGGUAUGGCCAAAACCAAAAAUGCGGCAAGUGUUCUAGCAGCAAAGAAACCAUCAGCAAAGCCUGUAGGGGCUAAAUCCCGAGCAAUAGCUAAAGUUACCAAAAUAGUGAAUAAUGAUAACGCAUCAAAAAAGAAAAGUAUAUUUUCUCCUGAUAACAGUUCUGAAUCAGACUCAGAGAGUAAGGGUAGUAAGACUUCUAAAUUAAGUCCAAAAAGAUCCCCUAAAGCAAAAAAGACAAGAAAGUCAAGUGAUGAUAAGGACACCUCACCACCUUCAAUUCAAAAUGAUGAUUCAAAUUCCAAGGAUAGUUCCAAGAGAAGAGGAAGUAGAUCGAGUGGGCCCCCUAAAAAGUUAGAAGAUAAAAGUGUGUCAUCUUGUUCAUCCAGUCAAUCAUCAGUGGAAUCUGUGUCUUCAGAUAGUGAAAGUGAGCCGACAUCAAAGAAAGGUCUAUCUAAAACCAAGUCUAAUAAAGAGAUUCAAAAAAGUGGUGACUCUGGUGACUCAGUGCCUAGAAAGUUGACGCGUUCUACCGCAGCACGGGCUUCACGUAUGGUGUCUUCUAAACCAAAUGAUUCUGAUUCUGAAGCUGAAGAAAAAAGUAAUGGCAAAAGUAAGGAUAAAGAGGAUAAAAGGCUAGCAAAAGCUCGUGCAGCACUAGUGAAAUCACCAGCCGUUCUACCGAGAUCCACCUCACCCUCGGAGAGAAGAUGCCCAGUCAGAGGGUGUGAUUCGAAAGGACAUUUUGGUGGAAAGGCAGAGAAGCACUUCACCUACGACGCGUGCCCCACGUACCACAACGUGACAGGCGCGUGGUGCGUGGCGGCCGCAGAGGAGAGAGGGGCCGCGGCCUCUGCCAGGAAGAAGGCCGUCAGCGCCAUGAUGCAGAGACCUAGGGCUAUGCCCACCAUCGAGCAAAGGGCUUACCAGCUCAAGGUCAAGGACAUGCGUUCAAAAUGGAAAGGCAGCCACGAGCUCAAGUCGAUGUCGAACGAGGACAUCGGAGAAGAGAGAGAACCCGUUUUAGACGGUUUUGUGCCGGACUACGAUUUGAGAUUGUUCAGAGAUGCGCAGGCGCUCGCCGCCGUCCAGAUCGAGGAGGAACUGGAAGACAUCGCUAGCGAUAAGGGAACGAGAUACGUGGUGAUGGGCAAGUACAUGAUGGAGGUGUGGUACCAGUCCCCGUACCCGGGGGAAGCGGCCCGGGUGCCCCGUCUCUUCGUGUGCGAGUUCUGCCUCAAGCACCACACGUGCGCCACGGGGGCGCAGCGCCAUCGCCUCAAGUGCGUCUGGCGACACCCGCCGGGGGACGAGGUGUACAGAAAAGACACCCUGAGCGUGUGGCAGGUGGACGGACGCAAGAACAAGCAGUACUGCCAACAGCUCUGUCUCUUGGCCAAGUUCUUCCUCGACCACAAGACGCUGUACUACGACGUGGAACCCUUUCUCUUCUACGUGAUGACCAGCGCCGACGAGGAGGGAUGCCAUAUCGUUGGCUAUUUUAGUAAGGAAAAGAAUUCGUUUCUCAACUACAACGUAUCCUGUAUUCUCACCUUGCCGCCUUACCAAAGACAAGGCUACGGAAGGCUUCUGAUAGAUUUCAGUUACCUACUAACAAAGGAAGAAGGGAAAGUCGGAUCUCCAGAAACACCGCUAUCGGACCUCGGUCUCAUCUCCUACAGGUCUUACUGGAAGGAGGCGAUCCUCAAACGAUUAUGUUCAGCUCCAGGACCGACCCUGAGUAUACGCGACCUCAGCAAGGACUUGGCUAUAUCCUCAUCUGAUAUAGUCUCGACUCUGCAAGAACGUGGUCUAAUGAAGUAUUGGAAAGGCAAGCAUAUUGUCUUGAAGAAGCAGGAUGUUUUGGAGGAAGCAACUCGCCGUGCAGGCCGCGUUCGCUCAGUAGAGCCUUCCUGCCUUCGUUGGUGGGGUGGGCCAACACCGCGUUAAACAUAAGUUAUUGUUUAAAUAUAUAUGCAAUCGAUUUUAAGAUUAAUUGGAUUAAUGCGUCACCCAUUAGUUUGGUUAGAACAAAUCGUAAAUCAACAAUUCAGUCAAAUGUUAUACAAAUUAUAUUCUUUAUUUAUUCAGAAAUUUAAGCACUGGCAAUAUAUUUGUUUAUUUUUGUAUAUAAAGAUUUUUUUUUCUCUUUUUUAGGGCUUGGUUAGUUUAUUUAUCCUCAAGAUUAUCUUAAAUGAUAUCUCAGAAUCUAGAUGGCCUCAUGGCCCAUAUAUAAUUAUAAAUUACUAUUAUUUGAUCUCUUUUUUCUAUACAACAAAAAUAAAAAGGAUCAAUCUAGCAAUUAGAGAAUGUCCCAAUUAAAACUCGUGGUCAUGACCAGACCAAUAAAAACCUAAUAUGUAGAACUACUAUGCUUUUCAUGACAUAUAUUUUUAGUAUUUUUUAUUACCAAAGAUGGGGAAAUACUGACACUCAGCUAGUUUGAUUCUCGAAAAAAAUACAAGAAAAUACAAAAUGUUCAAAAUAUAAUUAUGGACCAAAAUUUAUUUGGUUUUUCGUAAAACCCGUAAGAACGGAAUAGACUAACUCAGUUUUAUAAUUGUGAUAGCGAUUGUUGUAUCGUUAAAUUUUGUACCAAAUACAAUCGGUUUUAAUGCGUCCUGGGGCUUGGGACAAAAUCAUUCUUCGACAACCCACUAAACAAACGAAUUUCUAUGAAAACGAUCACGUGACAAAUGGUCAGAUAAUUUUAUUCCUAUUGUGGGUCACGCGUGUUGAAAAGUGAUUUAGUCUCAAGCCCUUGAGGUUUAAGUUAUAAGCAUUUCGAUGUUAGUUUUUAAGGUUUAUAAUAUUUGUGUCUAUAUAAUAAACGUAUAUUUAAAAAAAAAAUGUUUAGUAUUUGAAUAUUAAAACACACGAUGCAACGGGGCACAAUAAUGCCCUAUCGCUUAAGAGAGCUCUUAGAGACACGAUUCACAUUUUAUAUUAAAAAUAUAUACAAGAUUUAAAUCAAAUAAUACACAUAAAAUACGUAUCCACUCUUAGGAUGAAAACUACGUAAUUUAAAUAGUUACCAUAAUGUAUAGUAACAAUACAUUUUUAAAUCUUUUACGUGUCCACCACCAAAUAGUAUUGAGCCGAAAAAUGCUCGGUGCCUAAAAUAAAUAAUUUAAGAGUAAA
Pieris napi is the source of this 3694-nucleotide messenger RNA. It is a transcript of the gene chm, whose product is annotated as histone acetyltransferase KAT7. The transcript has 11 exons. Gene Ontology annotation, biological process: regulation of DNA-templated transcription. Gene Ontology annotation, molecular function: histone acetyltransferase activity; zinc ion binding. Lineage: Eukaryota; Metazoa; Arthropoda; Insecta; Lepidoptera; Pieridae. The coding region runs from base 254 to 2503 and encodes 749 amino acids. The record is from RefSeq and is a predicted model, not a curated record. Gene Ontology annotation, cellular component: nucleus.